This is a messenger RNA of Vitrella brassicaformis, 475 nucleotides long. NCBI's taxonomy places the organism in Eukaryota, Vitrellaceae. The record is from the annotation of a GenBank genome assembly.
UCAGACUGCCGGUCUGUCUACUGUACCUGGCAGGGCUUGGGUCGCUUGAAAGUAGAAUUGGCAUGCGCACUUGCCGCAGAACCAUCGGAGGUUCCCGGGUGACGACUCAUACUUCUCGACUUCUUCGGUGCUGGUCAACACGAGAUUCUCCUCCUUGACACACAGGAAGACGCCCGCUGGGGCGCCUGAACAGACAGACAGACAGACAAACAGACGGACCAACACACAGCACAGAGACCAUUGAUGAGUGGAAAACAGCUGCUGGUUAAAUUAUCUGAAGAACAUCUGCUUACCCAGGCAUCUCUGGCACAUCUUACAGCAGCACAUGACCGGCGGGUAGGGGGGAGGCGGGUCGGUGCACACCUUGAACCGCUGUCCGCCGCACAGGCAGCCGCCCUCAACCCAUUCACUCAUUGCGUCACCAAAGCAAAGAUGCACCAAGGAUCUCGGCGAUGCGCUCGGGGAAGAAGUCGUC